ACAGAGCCUCUUUCUGUCUCUCCUUCCUUUGAUGUGAAAAUUUGGAAAUCUCCUCCUUUUGGGGCCUCACUGAACCAAAUCUAUCUCUAAAUUCUCAUUCUUUUUUCUUUCCCUUUAAUUUCCUCACUCCUAUCAAUUCCUCUACCACGUUCCCCUUACUGAUUCAACAAUUUCCCAUUUUGCUAAGCCACUUUCUGAUGAUCUCUUCAUUAUCUUUUGGACAUUUUGAGGCUGUAGAUCCAACCGCAAUUCCAACUUGAUGUUUUCUUGAAGUACCCAUUUCUUAUGUUGCUAAGAUUUCUCAACAUUUCAGCAAUUUGUAUAGAAUUUUGGUGAAUUCAGCAUGUGGGUACUUUCCUUUGUGUUACGAGAACCUGUAAGAUAGCACUUAGGGUUUGUAACACUCUUGUUUUCUUUCAAGCACUGUACUUUUUGUGUUGAGGAAUUAUACUUGCAAUGGAUUAUGGAAGAGAAACUAAUGUAGUGCAAGUAAUCACUGGGAAUAGUGUUGGCGGUGAUAUUUGGUCUGCUGAUCAAGCAGUUUGGGCUACUGAGGAUGAGUACCGAGUUUGGAAUAAUGGUGACGCGUUGGCGGACACCAUGUCCAACUCGAAUUAUGAUCAAAGGCAAUCUCAAAGUCGCUCUGGAAGCGAACCCCCAAAUAAGAAAUCAAGGAACUCCCAAGAUGCAACUUCGUCUAACCGGUCAAAAGCCAUUGGGAAAAUGUUUUUCAAAACCAAACUUUGUUGCAAAUUCCGUGCUGGGACGUGCCCCUACGUCACUAAUUGCAACUUUGCUCAUAGCAUUGAGGAGCUUCGAAGGCCACCUCCAAAUUGGCAAGAAAUUGUGGCUGCUCAUGAGGAAGAAAAGGGGGUAUCUUCAGAGCCAAGGGAAGAAUAUCAAAUUCCAAUAGUCUCUACAGGUUAUGGUGUGGAGACUCAGAGGUCGUAUAAAGGGAGGCAUUGCAAGAAGUUUUAUACUGAGGAAGGCUGCCCUUAUGGGGAUAAUUGUACUUUUCUUCAUGAUGAGCAGUCAAAGAAUCGAGAGAGUGUGGCAAUAAGUUUAGGUCCAGGAGGGUAUGGUGGUGCUGCAAAUGGAGCAAAUAACAAGCCAUCAAAUUGGAAAACAAGGAUUUGCAAUAAGUGGGAAUUGACAGGAUAUUGCCCAUUUGGAAGUAAAUGCCAUUUUGCUCAUGGCGUUGCAGAAUUACACCGAUAUGGUGGUGGGCUUGUGGAGGGGGACGUUAGAGAGUCUUCUUCAGCCCCUCCUGACAAUAAGCAGGGUGGAGUACCUUCUAAAACCCCAGCAGAUACUGUGGUAGUAUCAGUCCCGCUAGUUCCUCAUUCUGAUGUUUAUCACCUCGGAGUUCCAUCACAAAGAUCAUCGAUUGUAAUUCAGAGGCCUGGGCAGAGAGCCCAUCAGAAAUGGAAGGGACCAGACAAAAUCAGUAGGAUAUAUGGUGACUGGAUUGAUGAGAUCGAAUAAAAUCUGGGAUCCUCGCUUCCAAAUGUUAAAGAUGUAAUGUGGUAACUUACAUAUAUCCUCCAUGGAUUUAGAUAGAAAACUAGAUACCAAGUCUCUGCAAGAGAUUUUGGGAUCAUGUAGCUGUAACUUAUCUGUAGAAGUAGUUUUUGUUUCCUUGCUUCUAGUUUAGGUUUCAUGCCUGGCUUGGUAAAGGCACAGCCCAUCUGUUUCAUGUGCGAAUUUUGUUGUUACAAUUAGAACUUGAAGCUUGUAUCACUCUCUUAGUUGUCCUUAUUACCAUAUACAAUUAUGGGAUGACCGUUUUCGUCCAGAGAGACGAUGGUCAUUAGCUUGUACCACUUUGUUCAAAUUAUCAAUUAAAAUGAUUAAACGUCUCGCUUUCACCCA
Messenger RNA from Prunus dulcis (almond), 1872 nucleotides. RefSeq names its product zinc finger CCCH domain-containing protein 56-like. Lineage: Eukaryota; Viridiplantae; Streptophyta; Magnoliopsida; Rosales; Rosaceae. The coding region runs from base 457 to 1485 and encodes 342 amino acids. The record is from RefSeq and is a predicted model, not a curated record. The transcript is spliced from 3 exons. Gene Ontology annotation, molecular function: mRNA binding; metal ion binding.